AUGAAGCAGAACUUGCUGAGAAGCUACAAAAGGAGCUUCAACGGAUUUGCGGCCUCCCUCACAGACGAAGAACACGAAAAGUUGGCUGAAACCACAAAAAAUAACUUCUCCUGUCAUGUGUUAACUCCCAAAUUGAUAGGAGCUCGGUACUACAAUUUCUUCAGACCAAACAAGAAUACUUCUAGGGAUGAUAUUGGCCACGGAAGUCAUACAGCUUCUACUGCAGCAGGACGCCCCGUCGAUGCCAACUUCUACGGCAUUGCCGGUGGGAUUGCCAGAGGCGGCGUGCCAUCGGCGAAAAUGGCCGUUUAUAAGGCGUGCCAUGGUACGAACUGCUAUGGAGUUGACCUCCUACAUGCAUUCGACGAUGCAAUUGCUGAUGGCGUUGACCUCAUUUCGAUUUCUGUUGGAGGAAAAUAUCCUAAUUUAGAAAGUGACCCUAUUGCAAUCGGUGGAUUCCACGCAUCGGCAAGAGGUAUAUUGGUUGUACAAGCCGCUGGAAACGAUGGGGGCAAAGCAACUAUUGGAAGUGUCGCCCCGUGGAUCUUCUCGGUCGCUGCUAGCAGUACCGACCGAGCAAUAAUCACGAAGGUCACUUUAGGGGAUGGAAAGACGUAUAUUGGAAAAUCGGUCAACUCAUUCAAUUUACACGGGACUAGUUUACCAAUAAUUUACGGAGAUGAAACUCGAUGUCACAAAGAUGCUGCAAGGUCAUGUGCUAAAGGUUGUUUGGAGCCAAGUGUAGUAAAAGAUAAAAUUGUGAUGUGCAACAACUACGAUGGUAUAGACGAAGUUUCUACUGUUGGAGGUCUUGGAGUCAUUGCAUAUGCCAGUUCCUCGGACGUGUCGUACGUAGUUCCCAUAGCCGCAUCAAGCUUGAAUGGGGACGAUUUCAACUCGAUUCAGAGUUAUUAUAGCUCCACAAGAUCUCCUAUAGCGGGCAUAUUAGCUAGUGAAGCAAUAAACAAUACGGAUGCACCUCACGUUGCAAGCUUCUCUUCGAGGGGACCAAAUCCGUUUAUUCCGGAUAUUUUGAAGCCGGAUAUUACAGCGCCCGGAGUCGAAAUUUUGGCAGCAUAUUCACCAUCAGUUUCACCAACAAAUGAUAAAAGAUCUGUCCCUUAUAGCAUUCUCUCUGGAACCUCAAUGUCCUGCCCCCAUGUCACCGGGGCAGCCGCUUAUGUAAAAUCCUUUCAUCUAGACUGGUCAUCUUCGGCCAUCAAAUCCGCUCUAAUGACGACAGCCUCGAGAAUGGAUGCCUCAAAGGACCAACUAGCUGAAUUUUCAUACGGAGCUGGUCAUGUUGAUCCACGAAAAGCUAUUGAUCCUGGGCUCGUGUACGAAAUAUCGACGGAGGAUUAUAUUAAUCUCCUUUGCAAUUCAGGAUAUAAUACAGCAAAACUGAGACAACUAUUUACAGUUAAUAGUAGCUGCAAUGGAGUUAACGCACCUAAAGAUAUGAACUACCCCUCAAUGACUGUUCGAGUUAGUGGGACCAGCUUUUCUGAAAAUUUUACGAGGAAGGUCACAAAUGUAGGAGUACAAAACUCGAGAUACGAGGUGAAAACAAGCACCAGCUCAGAUUAUAGGAUUGUGGUGAACCCAACAAUCCUUACCUUUCGAGCAUUGGGAGAAACACAAUCAUUCGAGGUAUCUAUAAGUGGAAAGAUCAAUGGUUAUCUAGUUUCGGCUUAUAUAGAAUGGACUGACGGCGUCCACACAGUCCGCAGUCCGGUAGUAGUAUAUUCUAAUAACUCGAUAAACGAGCCUAUUUUCAGUUGGGCCCAUUCAAUUGGGUCCAACAAGAUUUUCUACUUAUUUUUAGCAUUUUUAGUUAAUUAUAUAUAGUUUCAGUUGUAUAUGUGUUAGGGAAAUAUGUAUGACAGUCGUUUAUAUUGGAUUUCUCCAUUAAGAAGUUGCUGAAUGCAAUUUGAAGGAAAACGAAUUUUGAAAAUAAAAACUGAUUGUUGUCUGUUGACGACGUAUUAGCUCCACUGAUGAAGAUUCUAAUGCAGUGAGAGGAAAAAAUGUAUUCUUGUGUGGAUGUACAGGAAUACACUAUGGAGUUGGAAGCAGAAAUUGCGAAAUUCAAGGAGGAAAAUCAGGAGUUGCUAAAGAAAUGGUUAUCUAAUUUCAUCUUUUUUAUCUCAUCAAUAUAAUUCAUUUUCAGAAUAGUGCAAGAACAUAUCUACCGACCAAACAAUGUUCAGAUGAGGCGGAGUUAAGAUUUUGAGUGUUAUCUAAGUAAAGCUCUCAUUUACUGUCACCAGAGUCAGAAACUUAAUCUACAUUAUAUUCCUUAGCUAACAAUUGCAUCCGUAGUUAUCAAGAAAGAUAUCAGUGUCAACAGAUUGGAACUUGAAGGUGGCGAUAUACUUUUUUCCGAAAACUAUAUAACUGCAGGCCUUCUCUUUAAGUGCAUAAAUAACAAAGAACGCCAACUAAGCUCUUCUCGGAAGAUAUGAAAUAAAAUUAAAAUGUCGAAAGAGCGGAAGAAAUCAAGUAUGUACUUACCUGUCUCUCCAAUUAGGUAACUUGAAAAUAUACAUCAUCUGGAUUUGUUGCGAAAGCUCUCCAAUCAGCCGUUUCCUUUUCCUUGUGCAGCCUAAACUAUUUGCCCCCUCUGCAUUGUUGUGAAACCCAAUCAGUACAGACGCAAUAUGAAUUCAAAUGCAUCUACAUGGAAGAGCAAGAAAAUGUGUUAAUGACUUACAUUCG
Molecule: messenger RNA, 2718 nt
Organism: Erythranthe guttata (spotted monkey flower)
Lineage: Eukaryota; Viridiplantae; Streptophyta; Magnoliopsida; Lamiales; Phrymaceae
Product: subtilisin-like protease SBT4.4
Biological process (GO): proteolysis
Molecular function (GO): serine-type endopeptidase activity
Source: RefSeq, a predicted model, not a curated record